CCCCCCGCGGAAGCUAACUAAUAGAAUCGGCUUUUCAUGGAUUUUAUUUCAUUUUGACACGUUUUAAAGGUCCUCCCCAGACUUGCGCGUUCGUAACAAGCAGAUCGUGGAGGUUGCGGUUCUUAACAAACCUCAGAUGUGUUCGAUGCCUACAGAGGGGAUCCUGCUUCAGACUGAACAUGGUGACAGGAACUCAAAAUGGCAGCGGGUCUCCAGGCUUGCCACACGCUCCGGGGGACCACGUGGGGCGGCACGCUGCGGAAUCUGAUCCCUCAGAAGCUUCGAGCCAGCAGGCUCAGGUGCUCUCCCUGGAUCAGAUCCAGAUCACCCGAGGAGCUAAUGAGUACACGGAAGGGCCCGUGGCGGCACCCCGGCCCGGGAGCAGAGCUUCGGAGUCCUCGCAGCCCAAGGCAGAGCUGGAGUCUGACCCGACCGAUGAGCAUGAGAGUCAGCUUGUCAUUGAGGGAAGGCCUCAGCAUCAGCAUCACACGCACCCUCUGCAGGCCAACCCAGCCGAAUUCGCCGGGCCAGUGCGUAUAGGGGUCUGGACAAGCACCAGGACUAGGGAUCACAGUACGUCCUCGGAGCGGAUGCUCCUGGAAAGCGCCCCCAACGACCAUGUAGUGCGAGGGCAGCCAGAGCUGGCCGAACUGAAGCCCAAGGCUCUCAAAGCAACUGUGGGCCAGGGUGCGGGCUUGCACGCGUGUCGCUGCGCGGGCUGCGGCCGGCACGUUUGCGAGACUUGCACCCGCCCACGGACUAUGCCUUCCUGCUGGCUGUGUGGCAGGAGGUGCCUCUGCUCGGCGCGGAACCUGGUGGAGUACGGCACGUGCAUUUGCUGCAUCAAGGGCCUCUUCUACCACUGCUCCUCAGACGACGAAGACAUCUGCGUGGAUGACCCGUGCUCCUGCAGCCACUCGCACUGCUGCGUGCGCUGGUCCGUCAUAGGGGUCAUGUCCCUCUUCCUUCCCUGUCUGCUGUGCUACCUUCCGCUCAAAGGGUGCGUGAAACUGUGCGAGGCCUGCUACAGCCGAGCAGCGCAGCCCAGGUGCCGGUGCAAAAACGCUUCCCCUGCCCUUUGCAAAGCCACUGAGAAGCCCACGUAGGGGGAACACACCAAGCGUGGGAGAGGAGGUCACAUCUCACCACAAACAGUGGUUAAGUUCUAGAUUUAGUUCCGUUGCCCGAAUACCAGGUGGGUUUAUUUAGCAAACAGAAGUGGCUCACUGCAUUAUUAUUUUUGUUAUUUACCAGAAUUUUAGGUGCCUGGGAAACGCUUGUAGGAGAGUGCCUUUUUUUAAUGUACACCGUGUUAAUCUUAAAAGCAUUUCUUGCAAUAAGCUGCAGCUAGAAACUCUUAAUCAAAUGCCUUUAAACAGCCUUUGAAAGAAAUGGCAGCAAACUAAUAACUUUUUUGAGGGAUGUUUUAUUUUUGUAUGUAUCCACUGUGAAGAACAUUGU
Messenger RNA from Scleropages formosus (Asian bonytongue), 1461 nucleotides. RefSeq names its product protein sprouty homolog 2-like. The transcript is spliced from 2 exons. The coding region runs from base 180 to 1106 and encodes 308 amino acids. Gene Ontology annotation, cellular component: cytosol; membrane. The record is from RefSeq and is a predicted model, not a curated record. Lineage: Eukaryota; Metazoa; Chordata; Actinopteri; Osteoglossiformes; Osteoglossidae. Gene Ontology annotation, biological process: multicellular organism development; negative regulation of MAP kinase activity; negative regulation of Ras protein signal transduction.